Molecule: messenger RNA, 3122 nt
Organism: Tachyglossus aculeatus (Australian echidna)
Lineage: Eukaryota; Metazoa; Chordata; Mammalia; Monotremata; Tachyglossidae
Gene: STOX1
Product: storkhead box 1
Exons: 4
Coding region: 124-2802 (892 amino acids)
Biological process (GO): positive regulation of transcription by RNA polymerase II
Cellular component (GO): cytoplasm; nucleus
Molecular function (GO): RNA polymerase II transcription regulatory region sequence-specific DNA binding; DNA-binding transcription activator activity, RNA polymerase II-specific
Source: RefSeq, a predicted model, not a curated record
GUCCAAGGUCACCCAGCCGAAAAGUAGCAGAGCCGGGAUUAGAACCCAUGACCUUCCGACGCCCGGGCUGAUCCACUACGCCGUGUAGUGAACCCCUGCCUUGAUGGUGAUGUCCCGGGCCAGAUGAAUCCGAUCACUCAAUACCAGUUCAUACCCCUGGCCGAGGUGCUCUGCUGCGUCGUUGCCGACAUGAACGCGGCCCGCGAGCUUGCUACCCAGGAAUCCUUAAUGGAACAGUUGGUGAAACGUUAUCCAGGCCUAGCCCCUCCUUCCCCGGACAUUCUCUAUACCACUCUGGGGACUCUGAUUAAAGAGAGGAAAAUCUAUCACACGGGAGAAGGAUACUUCACCGUCACCCCUCAGACGUACUUCAUCACCAGCACUGCCAACCGAGAGAAUCGGAGCGUUCUCCUAGAAGAUCAUCACUCCCUGUCACCUCCGGUCACUUAUCUGGUCAGCGUGGAGGGUCCCGCCGAGCUAACCAAGGGACACUCUGCCCCGAUGACCCACUGUAAGUUCUGCCAUUGCUUCUCCGGCCCGGGUUCGCCGGGCACCCAAGGACAGCCGUCUCCCGGAGAAGGACACGGGAGAGGUCAGAAGGGCCUCGGGGAUUCCAGGCCUUCCGUCCGGAAUCAGUCCGUCUCUACGUCUGAGGAGAGCCCUCUGGCCGAGGUGCCCAAAUCCUUGCCACCCACGAAGGAAAAAGAAAAAGAAAAAGGCAGGAAGUUCGGCCUGCGUCUCCUCUGGCGGAACGUGUCCCGGAAAGAAAAGCCCAAAAAGGAGUACGGCACUUUCUCGGCUCAGUUUCCCCCCGAGGAGUGGCCGGUCCGGGAUGAGGAGAAUUUAGACAACAUUCCCCGGGACGUCGAGCAUGAGAUUAUCAGGCGCAUCAACCCCGUGCUGACCGUGGACAACUUAAUCAGGCACACCGUGCUGAUGCAGAAAUACGAGGAGAAGAAGAAAUACCUGAGCCAGGGCACCUCCACGGAACUGUUGGCAACCCGGAGCAAGCAUCUCUCCAAGGAGGGUGUGGGAAAGAGGCAGAGCGGGCCGACGAAGCUCCCCAGGAAAGGGCGGACCGUCAGAGAGAGACGCGGCAAUGGAAGCCAGCGGGGAGCUCCGGGCGGCGAGCCGAGGCCCGGCCGAGACGGGCGGGGCAAGGACCCACGGCCCCCCGCCGCCCGGGCCGGAUCCGGAACCCGAACCCCAAACGGACGGGCGGCAAGGCCGCUCGGGGUGGAUUGUCCGGGGCCCCGAUCCCCCGUCAUCCGCAAGAAGCAGAUCGAUCAUCCCUUCUGGAGCCUCCCUCCCUCAGGGGUCCCCAAAAGGCUCCUGGGAGAGAGGGCCCCGCACUCCAAGUCGGGUCGGCUCAGAAAGCGAGAAAGACCUUGCCAGAGAUCCGGGUCCCUGGAUUCCCCAAGAACCUUCGGCAGCGACGCUCAACAGCUCGGCCCUAGACAGCGCAGAGGCAAAACAAAGUCUAAGGAAUCCUCCUACGCUCAUAAAUCGCCCGUCCGACCCGCCGGCGACGGUUUCGAUGUCGGCCCUCCAAACCCUCCGCCGCACGGCAGUUGGAGACCGGGAGAUAGAUGCCGACUCUGUGGAGAAGGCCCAUCCGAGCGUGCUCCGUAUCCUGGCCAAAAAACCCUCGCUGGCGUCCAGAAGGAAGCCCUCACGCGUGCCGACUCAACUGGGGAGGUCAGAGGGGAAAAACAGCCCCAUGGUAGCCAGUCCUGGGACCGAGCGGCCCGCGCCCAGAGGCUCGUGGAGAAAACAACCCGCCAGCUCCAAAGCCUCGGCCUCGGUGAUGGCCCAGGGGGUCCCGUCCCCGUGAGACCCCUUCGGGAUGUGAAAGACGAACUAAGGGGGAAGGCUCCGGCCGAUUGUCCGGAGGUCGCCGGCCCCGAAAGCGAAGGAUUGACCGACGAGGAUGACGACGACCAGACUCUGUAUCAGAAAGACCUGGAAGAUAAUGAUGACGUCUGCAGUUCCCUGUAUCUGGAGGAGGAGGAGGACUCUUCUGAGAACAACGAACUGUGUCGGAUGUUGAGCAGUCACAUUCAGUUCUCCCUCUCCGACGCGAGCCGGUGGAAUCGGGCGGCAUCAGGACGUGGGGCCGGGGGAUCUCCGGGCCCCUGGAACAAGAGUAGGAGCCUGGCCGACUUCAAUCCAGGCAGGUUCGGGUUGGAGUCUCGCCUGCGGGAAGGAAACGGGGGCCUCAGGCCUGCAGGAUCACUUAUCAGCCCAGAUGGAGGCCAGAAAGCAGGGCUCUCGGGGGAACCCCGUGGCCUCCAUCCAACGCCUCCGCUCGGUUUCAACAACCGCGGAGAGGAAGCUGGCACUGCCGAACGCGUUCAGGCUUCCGGGAUGGCGGGUGGCAGCCGAUCUGAUGACUACAACACGAGUGAGGCGGACACCGAGGCUGAGGCUCUGCAGACGUCCACCAGUGACGUGGGCGAGAAAUCACCCGGCUGGAGCCCCAGCCCCCCGAAAGAGGAAACGAGAAAACGCUUCACGCAGAAGUUGGAGCUUUUCGACCCGGCGCGUUCCCCGGUUUUGGCGCAGAGCAGCCAGAGGGAACAGAACCACUCGGAAGGGACCGAAAACCACAGCAUCACCGGAGACAGCGGAAUAGACUCUCCCCGAACCCAGAGUCUGGCAUCUAAUAAAUCCGUCGAUUUGGACGCAUUGAAACGGCGACGGAGUUUUGCUCAAAACUUCGAAGGCGCGAGGAGCCAAAGGCAGGGGUCGGCGCUUUCAUCUCGUCCCUUAUUACAACUGACUCCGGUCAUGAAUGUUUAAUUCUUGUUUUCCUUUUGGGGUCUUUGGCUAACUUCCUGAGGUUUUUCUCUUUUUAAAAGAUGUUGUACAAAUGUACAGUAUUUCUAUAAAUGUUUAAUCAGCUGAAUACACAAGGUUCAUCCACGUCCCUGUAUACGCUUUAAAACCUCGUGAAUAUUUGCUCUAGAGACUGACUUUUCUCUUGACUUUUUUUAAAACACAAAGCAAUUAAUUUUCCUGUAGCGGUAUUAGGAACAUGUUUGCAAUAAAAAUGCCUAAAGAGAAACAGCCAGAGUCCUUUUUCUUAACCCAGUGAAAGAUAUGGUCAGAUUGAAUUUUUA